Phoenix dactylifera (date palm) is the source of this 4567-nucleotide messenger RNA. RefSeq names its product RNA-directed DNA polymerase (reverse transcriptase). Lineage: Eukaryota; Viridiplantae; Streptophyta; Magnoliopsida; Arecales; Arecaceae. Gene Ontology annotation, cellular component: mitochondrion. Gene Ontology annotation, molecular function: RNA-directed DNA polymerase activity. The record is from RefSeq and is a predicted model, not a curated record. Gene Ontology annotation, biological process: mitochondrial mRNA processing; homing of group II introns.
CCGCCUUUGCCGGCUUCUCCGCCAUUCCUUCUCCUCCCUCGGCCGCCCUUUUUCGUUCAAAAAACCUCGUUUUUUUUCUUAGACUCCCGCCGCCGCCGGCCGACGCCUCCUCCUUCUUUCGAAUUCAAUGCUCGUAGCUCUCAAACGCCUCCUCGUUCCUUCCACAGCCCGCGCUUUUACCUCCCUCUCCCCUCUCCCGUCCCCUAUCUCCCCUUCCGACUUCGAAUCCCUCGUCCUCCGCCAGUACCGAGCCGGAAAAUUCCACGCUCUCCUCCCCUCCGUCGUAGCCGAUCCCUCCGUCCUCCUCGCCGCCUGUCGCAACCUCUUCUCCCGCUCCCACCCCUCCUCCUCCACGCUCCCCCUCCCCCUCCUUCCCUUCUCCCUUCCCGCCUUCUCCGCCACCCUCCGCAGCGGCGCCCUCGACCCCUUAUCUCUCUGCUCCUCCCUCGCCUCCUCCCGCCGGAAAGGUCAGGCCUUGAUCCUCCCCACCCUCGAGCUCAAAGUCGCCCUCGAGGCCCUCCGUAUGGCCCUCGCCGCCGUCUACGAGUCCCGCCUCGCCACCUUCGCCUACGGCGGCCGCGCCGGGAUAGGCCGCCACACCGCCGUCCGCUACCUUAAGUCCACCGUCAGCAACCCCACCUGGUGGUUCCGUGUCGCCCUCCGGCGUGAGCACUUCGGUCCCCGCCACGUGCGCCGUCUCGCCGCCGUCAUGGAGGAGAAGAUCGACGAUCCAGCCCUCAUUGCCCUCGUCGAGCGGCUUUUCAAAUCGGAGGCGGUGGCGAUCGAGCUCGGUGGAGUUGGUCUGGGGAGAGGGUUCCCCCAAGUGAGCGAUCUUAGCUCGAUUCUCAUCAAUAUCUACUUCGAUGCCUUUGAUCGGGAGAUCCAGGAGCUUCGAGCUGAGGUCCAUAAGAAGAAUCCCAGGCUCUGUGAUCUCGAUGGUGAGAACUCUCCGGUUAUUCAUAUGCCUAUUAGGGUUUAUGCCGUUAGGUACUUGGACGAGAUACUGGUGAUCACUUCUGGCUCCAAAUUGUUCACAAUGAACAUAAAAGAUAGGAUUUUGAAGCACUUGGAGGGAGAAUUGGAUCUCAAAAUCGAUAAAUUGAAGAGCUCGAUCCAUAGCGCCGUCUCCGAGAAGAUGGAUUUCAUGGGAAUGGAACUUCAGGCUGUCCCUCCUUCGGUUCUGCACCCUCCCAUGUCAGAGAAGGCCAUUAGGGCAAAGAAGAAGUACCUAAAGAGGAAGGCGGCAAAGGCAUUGGAGUUGAAGAAUGCCCGUGAGACUCGAAGGAAGAAGCUUGGAUUGAAGAUAUUGAAUCAUUUGUUCAAGAAGCUUAAGCGUGGCCAUGUGUUUGAAUUUGAUUUCCGGAUCGAGAGCGAGGUCAGAGAGGUGUUUAGGAAUUGGGCUGAGGAGGUGGUGGCAGAGUACUUCAAGUCUAGAGAGGAUUGCUGGAAUUGGCACCGGAUGCUCACGACUGGAGACUUUUUAUCUUUGAAGAGGGUGAGGGAUCAGUUGCCUCCGGAGCUGCUAGAUUCAUACGAUGAGUUUCAGGAGAAGGUCGAUAAGUAUCUAAAUCCUGUUGGAAUUAGUAAGGUCUUAGAGGAAGAGGAGAGACAAGAGGAGGAAGAAGAAGAGAGGAGAUAUGCUAGGAGGACAGUGGAGGAUUUAACUGAGUUGAAAAUGAGAGUCAAUGCACCUAUACAACUUGUAAGGAGGGCGGUGAAAUUGGCUGGGUUUACUAAUUCUAUGGGGCGACCCCGGCCAAUCAAAUUGCUCAUCUGUUUAGAGGAUGCUGGUAUUAUCAAAUGGUAUGCUGGUGUGGGAAGGAGAUGGUUGGAGUAUUUCUGUUGCUGUCGGAACUUUAGAAUGGUAAAGACUGUUGUCAAUUACCACUUGAGGUUCUCUUGUUUCUUGACACUGGCAGAGAAGCAUGAAUCCACUAAACGCCAAGCCAUUAGACAUUACACCAAGGAUCUGAAAGUCAUCGAUGACAAUGGUGUGGAAGAAGUCUACUUUCCUACUGAGAGGGAGAUAAAGAUGAUGGGAGACAAGAAUCUCUCUGAUCCAAAGCCUGUGGAUGGCACAUUAUCUAUGAUUUUAGCUAGACUAGCAGUCAAUGAACCUGCUUGCUCCUGCUUAGCCCAUUUCUGUGAUAGAAAGGAUACUGUUCUCUAUAGAAUACGUUUGCUUCAGAACCGUUUGAAUGUAGAUCCCUUGAAUGAGAACAGGUGGGUGCCAGGGAUGGGCGCUAUUCAUGAAAGCCUGAAUAAAAAGGUUCUUUCACUCUGUCCACAACAUGCAAGCGAUUUGUUCAUGGGCAGGAUUGCACUCCAAGACAUUGACUGUACCUCAUUUGUGAAUGUCGAGUAAAUUGCACAAGUAACAUAUCAAUUGCUUAGACGAUAUGGUUCUGAAUUCGGUGAAACUGUUGGAGGUCAUCACUAGACAAAUGUUCACACAAGCUCUCCUUGUUGCUUUGCCAAUGUGGUGUUGCUAACUCUUCAUUUGCCCAGGUUCUUGUUCUUUACCAAAGAAAAAGGUGCAUAUUAUAAGCUAUUUUCGGUAUUACUGCUCGGUGACUUCUGGUUUUAGAGAUGCACAAUUCUGGUAUUGGAAGAUAUAAUAAACUAUUGUUCCAAUCUGUCAUGGAAAAGUGCUAUUUCACAUCUGAGUAUACACAAGUAAAUGUUGAAUCUGGCAAUGUGAAUAAAUAUCUUCUAUGUUGUAGCAUAUGCAGCAACAUUCGAAGCUAGUGAACUUGUUGAUUACACUUCAAUUGUUUAUGAAGCUGCCAAAAUUUCUACCAGGGUUCAUACAUGUUCUGCUAUGCAACUUCAGAUAGCAGUUCUGCUCUCUUUGGUAAUGGCACAGUGGCCCUAUUUCACAUUUGCAUUUCUUGAAAAACUCAUUUGGACAAUGAUAGGUUAUGAUAACAAUCUGCACUUUGGAGUAUAUAGAAAAAAUGAGAUCGCAAUUUUUUCUUCUUCAUGGAGCCAUGUUCACACAAAUAAUAUGCAAUUUAUUUAUUAAAGAAUUAGGAAACUGAUCUGGAACUUAUACCUAGACUAGUAUCAUUAGGGUAUGUUUGUCUUUGCUAUAAUUUCUUGUUUUCUAUUUUAAAAACAAAAUUACAGAAACUGAGACAAAAAACAUGUUUAGUGUUAUAGUUUUUAUUUUCUUUUUUCAAAAAUUAUUUUUUAAAAAAAUAAGAAAAUCAUGUUUGUACCACCACAACCAAUACCACCUCUACCACCAUCAUUGCCUUAUUACCUUUGCCAUUGUUGUCGCUGCCUCCACCACUAUUGUUGCCGCCUCCACCACUAUUUUUGCCGCCUCCGCCAUCGUUGUUGUCACUGCCACUCCACCGUUACCAUCAUCCUCACUUUGCCACAUUGCUGAUAUCUUCGCUAUCGCUACCACCACUGCCACCGUCAUUGUUGUCGUUGCCUCUACCACACCACCACUGCCAUUGUCGCCUCCGUCCCUUUGGCAUAUCAUUGAUGUCAUUGCCACCACCGCCACCACUGUAGCUAUCAUUGCCACCUCUAUUAUAUCAUUGCCAAUGCUGCCACUGACACCACUACAGCCUCCAUUGCCUUCGCUGUUGCUACCACUGUCUCCUCCUACCAUCACCAUGUUUGUUUUUAAAAUAAUUGACUACACCAAAUCUGUAUAUAUUUGUAAAAAUAAAAAAAUAGAAACAGAAUUUCUAUUUUCUGAAAAUAGAAAAAAAUGAAAGUGAUUGCAAAUGACACCCUACUUUCUACAAAUUUUACUAACAUAUUGGUCAAAAAAAACUUAAAACAACUUAUCUUUAGUCUGGUUAACUAGUCAAUGUUGGAAAAUUUAUAGCCGUAAUAGAGCAAUCCAUUAUAGAUUGAGGUACCUGUCUGGGUAAAUAGAGCACAUCUAGGAAUUGAUAGAGGUGCUCACUCGUGCACUUAUUGAUCCCCUUCUGAUUUUGAGGAUUAGUGCUGAACCAUGCUUAUGACAUGAAGAUGGUCUCAAAGCAAAAGAUAGCGGAUGAGAAAGUGAACAUGGUGAUUAAGGAAAUGGACUGAAGCAGAAACACACCCUGAUGGAAACCCAAGUAGCUAAAGUGAUGCAUUAGUGGAGGCUUUGGAGGUUGGCUCCUUGACAAGCACUUGUCUAGUACAAUAAAUCCACCAUCUGAGCAUUUGGGACAACGAACAGGAUCUGGGACGCCAAACAGAUGUGGAGGAGAGAAGGCACAGAGCCACAGAGAUUCUAUGAGCAAAGAAUGAGGCCAAUAGCAGUCAAGGUCUAUUUGUAAGUCAUGUAGUAAGCAGCCUUCUGUGACUUUGGUGAUGAUGAUGAUGGUGGUGGUGGUAUGCAACCAUAGAUGGUGGAAUUGUGGAGUGUCUAAAUUAAUCAGCAGUUCCUUGAUAUCUCUAAAAAAUCUUGAGUCAGUCGUAUUCUUUUCAUUGUCCAAACAAUUCUUGACAUUUUAUGUAUUAAUCAAAUUCUUUUUGCCUUUUUGGAGAUUAACAAGUUUAUUACUUCAUUCAUCAAAUACUCAUAGUUACAAAUUAGAGUAUGCUAUCUGUGGUC